Molecule: messenger RNA, 4930 nt
Organism: Amoebophrya sp. A120
Lineage: Eukaryota; Dinophyceae; Syndiniales; Amoebophryaceae
Source: the annotation of a GenBank genome assembly
GAAAAAGACAGAGUGAGCCAUAAGAAGAGCCACAUCCUCGAAGAGAGAAGAUGAAGAUGCAGGCCAUAUCUGUCUUUUUUUGAGUUGAUGGCGUGUUCAAAGGGCAGGGUGGAAUCUAAGUCUAAGUAAUUGCCGCCAAAUAGGACGGAAACGGAGUGAGGCAUUUCAAAUCGGCCUUCGGUGGCAUCGUUUUGUUUUCGCGCAAUCAUAGCAAGAUUCGUCGAUGCAAAUUAGAAUUUUCGAUCGAGGACAACAUGGACAUAAACAGAAAUAAUCUGGAUGAUUUUCAACCGAAUCGCGCACCAGGACCCUUCUCGUUAAUUAUACCUCAUACAUCAGCCUUUUCCCACCCUUUUGCUUCAUUUAUUCAGUUUUUCGUUUCCUUCGUUUAGUCGUUUUCCACUUGUCGAGAAGAUAGCCUAUUCAUUUUCUGACGAAAUCGAGUACAGCUACAGGUCAGGAGUGUCAUCAUCUGUGCAGACGAUGAAGAUGAUCUUAAUCUUUUUUAUUUCGGUCGGUCAAAAAGUUAUAUCGUGGGGCGGCUGACAACAAGCAUAAUGCAUGAAGCUCAUUGCUGCAUCUGCUCUCCGAUGCUGAUAAAGGUAGCCUAGCGGUAGCGCUAACUUCUAAUCUACUGCCACGAAUAUAGAAAAUCACUGAAAUAAUACUGCGUUCAAAAUAUAGCAGCAGAUAGAAUUCAUUGUAUCGUUGUUUUUUUUUCUAAGCCUUCAGAUUUGUUGACGCAUUGUUUUUCAGACUCGUUUUGUUGCAGUACCUAUUUUCUUGCUAUUUUCUCGGACCACUUUGUUUUUGCCAAUACAUAGUAAUAAGGCUGUCGACUUUCUAUUGCUUACAGGCACGGCUGCUUGCGCGAAGAGCAGGCGCGCCCGCGCCCGAAAAGUAAGCGCAGAUCAUUUUUUUACGUCAACACCACCAGCAGCAAUCGCAGUCCAGCCGAGCCCGCGAUGAUGCGCGCAGGCGUCUCCUGGAUUACUGCAUCGGGACGCCGCCCGGGCGUCCGUCGCGGGUCGACCGGUGGUGCGAUGAUAAUAUCAGCGCAGAAACAAGAUAAUGAGAAACGACUGCUGCAGGCCAGAAGAACUUUUGCAACGAACAACAAUGCGACGUUUGACGCAAUCAUCGUUGGUGGUGGCGUCGCGGGAGUCAACUGUGCACACGCGUUCGCGAAGCGGGGGCAGAAAACGUUGCUUUUGGAGCAGAAUUCCUUGACAAGCGGGUCCACGUGGCACGCUGCGGGGUUGGUGACGCACUUCAAAGGCUCCCCCCUGAUCGCAGAGCUUGCCGAAGCGGGCGGGAAAGUGUACAAAGAGAUGGAAGAAAUUGGCUGGCACAAUACCGGAAGUCUCGCCAUUUCGAGGUCCCCCGAGACGGCAGAGAACCUCUUGCAGGCCUGUCAGCAGGGAUGGUACCAGGGGCACACUCACCAUUUGUUGGAAAGUCUGGAACAGGUAUGUAAAUGUUGUAGGCGGGAUGCUUUUCGUUAUUUUCCUUUCUUGGUGACAUUAUCUUCAGAUGAAGCUUCUGGAACCAUGUUGGAUGACCAUCGUGUUCGACACUGUCCCCACGAAUAAAAACAGAAACAGUAGGAAGAGGAAAUAGCGGUCAUCAUCAUCAACACGUUUUCUUGUUGUUUCGCCCAAGAAGAAAUGAAAGAAAAUCUACGCACCACAGGCCCAGAAGGUGCACCCGUUUUUGCACAACCCGCGGGGUGAUUUUCAGCUUGCGGUGCACAGUCCCCACGACGGCAUCGUGAAUCCAGCGGAUUGCACCAUGGCCGUGGCGAAGCGUGCCCGCCAGGUUGGCGCUGUGAUCCAGGAGAAUGCUCGGGUCGUGGGCUUUGGGUUGGACCAAGACCGCACGAAGGUACUUUCCGUGCAGUUUGUUUCCGCAAAGAACAACGGGGCUGCUGAAGGUCAUCUUCACGAAGAUGAUGUCCAGACCAUCAACCUCGCAGACCGCGGCAACGUCGUGAUCGCCGCUUCUGCGUGGACCCGAGGUUUGACCAAGGAGUUUCUUGGCGAGGGGCUGCCGCUGGGCUACGCGCCCCACCAGUACACCAUUUUCAACACGAUUAAGGGCGUGACGAACGAGUUGCCCGUCGUGCGGGACUUCGACGGGCGGUACUACUGCAAGCCGGAGGUCGGCGGGUUCAUGAUCGGCGUCUUCGAGGCGCAGCCGAUCCCGCACAUCCCGGACUUUGUGUUGGAGCGGUCCGUCACCGCGCAGGUUCCCAGCACGGCGUCGCACGAGGUGUUUGAGGAAAGCCUGGACAAGGCGGAGCAAGGCGGCGAGUUCUCCGCGGCGCUCGAGGCGUUCCCGGUGUUGCAGGAGACCGAGAUCAAGCAGUGGCUGCACGGCCCGGACACGCACACGCCGGACCACGGGUUUCUGCUCGGGCCCCUGGUCGGCCUGGACAACUGCUUCAGCGCGGGCGGGUUCAACUCGCAGGGCAUCCAGACCGGCCCCGCGGUCGGGCAGGCGCUGGCGGAGUGGGCGCUGGACGGGUACCCCCACUCGUUCCAGAACCACUUUGAGGACUGCAAGGUGGCGCGCUUCAACCCGGAGAUCUGCGCCAAGGACGAGUGGGUGGCCUACCGCGCACUGGAGUCCUACGGCGGCACCUACCUGCCGCACCUGCCCCGCGAGGCGGACGAGAGCGUGCGCGGGCUGGCGCUCAAGUCGCCCUUCUACGACCUGCUGAAGGCGGACGGCGGGGUGUUCAGCGAGGCCUUCGGCUGGGAGCGCGCCAUGUACUUCGACCGCGGAGAGACUCGGGCCGAGACCGAGUGGACGGAGAUGACGCCCCACAAAUCCGCCGCGGUGUCCGUCGCGCGCGAGCACCUCUCCUUCGAGUACAAGAAGUCCAAGUGGUUCGAGUUCGAGAAGCGGGAGGCGCUGCACUGCCGGAACGAGUGCGUGGCCUUUGACAUGACGCCCUUCGGGAAGAUACGCGUGAAGGGGGAAAACGCGCGCGCGCUGAUGCAGUACGCAGUGUUCGCGGACCUGGACAACGCCGAAAAAGGCCGCGACAAGGUCGGCAGCGUGGUCUAUACCGGUUUCGCGAAUGAGAUGGGCGGCCUGCUGGGCGACCUAACGGUUUGCCGCAUCUCCGACACGGAGUUCUACUGCGUUGUUCCUGCCGCGGAUCCGUUCGAAUUCCUGCGCCACCUGCGCCACUGCCAGAAGAGCGACGACAGCCUGGUGAAAGACGUGCAGAUCACGCACGAAACCAACGAGAUCGCCACGCUGGCGGUGAUGGGGCCGAAGUCGCGGUUGAUUUUCGAAAAAGCCUACCCGGGAACCGAUUUCUCGGACGAGAAGUUUCCGGCCAACACCUUUCAGAUCGUCGAACCGGGUGUCCGCGCCCUGCGCGUUUCCUUCGCUGGAACACUUGGGUGGGAGUUGCACAUGGAGAACGCGAAAGCGGCGGCCGUCUACAAAACGAUGUUCGACACGGCGAAGGAAGUGGACGUAGACCUCCGGAACGCGGGUAUGUUUUCGCUGUUGAACAGUUUGCGCAUGGAGAAGGCGUUUCUGCACAACGGACACGACGCUGACCCACUGGUGACGCCGAUGGAGGCAGGGCUCACCUUCGCGAUGGACUGGAACAAGCCGUUUCGGGGCAGCGAGAAGCUAAAGGAGCGGAAGAAACAGGGCAUGCGGAAGCGGCUGUGCUCCUUUCUGUUCGAGGAUCUUGACAUUUCCCCGCACGGGCACUACGCCGACAUUCUUUACCGGGACGGCGAGCCGGUAGGGUACCUAACCUCCGUUGGCUACAGCCAUACCCUCGACCGUCCGUUCGGCUUGGGCUUUGUGGACUUGAAGGACGAGGCCAAGAAAAAGCCAAAAAAGUGGUUGGAGUCCGGGAAGUACGAGUGUUCGGUCAUUCACCGCGGAAAGGUCGUCCGGACGCCAAUCGAGAAAUGUGUGAUGGGGGCAGUCGUGGCGUGAAGGAACCACACGCAUGGAUGAAUAAACAGCAGCAUCCGCGCCAAAGUAAAAAAUAGAUACAAAACCAUGCUUCAGUUCAUGAUCACGGCUUCCCCUCCCUCCACCACCGUGCCCAUGGUUGUAUUGGUACUAUCCAUCAUUUUUUUACUUUUUUCGAUUUCGCUAUCUUCGCCGUGGUCGUGAUCGUGUUGCCCGCCAUGAUGAACCGAAGCUACAUGUUUGAUCAAGGAGUUGUGUUUAGAUUUUUUUGUUUAUGAAUUAUAUUUUGUUGUACCUACUUCUUGAAAGCUUCUUUUUGUGUGUUUCUGUAGAUGUAGUAGUAGACACAGUGUGUGACUGUGAGAUUUGAUGAACGCCAAGCAAUGUAAGUUAUAGUGAUUCUGUACCAUGAACAUGAGGAAGUUUCGGCGAAGUUUGUAUGCUAUUAGUUUUAGUGGCUAUAUGAAUGCGCAAGCGCAUGCGGUCGCACCUCCGCUCAUCCUGACUAUGUCCAUUACCAUUCACUCCUGCAGAACUCUAGAACUACCAUCAUCACUCGUGUAAUAAAAUUAAAGUAAAAGAAGCUAUGCAAAAGCGGUUAGGAAUAUGAUGUAGUUUUGAUGUUCGUAGGUCUGCGUGUGCGCCGUCCGCAGUGAGUCCCGGUGAAGUAACCGCGCCAAAAAAACUAACUUGGUAGUGAUACUUUUCAUCGCGUAUCGACUUCCUGGCUGUAGUUCGCCAUUGCGUAGCACUAGACGGUGAACAGAGCAAACGCAACGGCAACCGAGAAAUACACUUGUCGAUCCAAAGACGAGAAUAGUAAGCAUCACGAAUCGCGUUCGCGAAAAGGCGUACAACUAGAUUAACAUGAGAAGCUUCGCGACCACGCUCCCGGCGCGUACUAUCAGGCUCACAUAACGCGCGACUGUGACCUAUACCAUCCUGUUCGCCCGACUGAUAGUAGUAACCAUGAUUACAG